GGUUCGCUCCAGCUCCAGGAGUCUGGGGGUGGAGCUGGGGAGUUUGAAGCUUUGGGCCACUUGGCAAAGCAAGACCUGGCUCCAGCUUCCGCAAGCCAGACCCCUCUGGAGCCCCAGGGUACUCUGUGUGUGAGGGGGGCUCCAGAGGGGCUCAUAGCUAGCACUAACCCAGCCCCAAGGUCUAGCUCCCUAAUGCACAAGAGGUCCCGGGGAAGGAACUGGCUAUUGGGCUCAGAGUUACCCCUCCGCCCUGGACUGUGUGAAAGGGGGGCUUGAAGGGAGCUGUCCGCAGCCCUCACCGCAGGGAUCUGAGUGGCAGGGGUAAUGCCUGUGUGGAGGAUAAGGCCUUCGGGCCCCUCCCUCCCCUGCUGGGAGCCUGGGCUCCUGGGCUCCAUUCCCAGGUCUGGCCCCGGCCCCUGCAUCCUCGGGCAGGUCCCUGCCCUUUCUGUGCUUCAGUAUCGCCGUGCGUGGGACGGAGGUCGGGGUCCCGGAGGGGCAGGGGGAUUGGUAGCUGGGUUUUGUGCAGCGCUAGUAUAAUGCGUGUGACUGUGCCCAGGACCCUGCUCCUGCCUGGAGGGGCAGGGGCGUGUCUCAAGGAGACGCGGCUCCCUGGGACCCGCUGGGGCGCCCCUCGCUAUUCGCGCCCAUGGGUCUUGUCAGCGCUGCCACUGGCACCUGGCGAGCGUCGCCGCCGGACGGAUCUCUUGGCUCACGGCCUUUGGUUCUUCCCUGCUCAUUAGCGGCACAAACCUUCACGGACCUUAACACAGCUCAGACUGGCAGAGAGUUCCCAGUCAAAGCUGGAAAGGCCCCAGGACGGACGAGCCAAAGGGGCUGCGUGAAAUGGCUGCCCGUGGCCUGGCCUGAAAGGUGCUGGAGACACGUCCAUCUGGGCCCCUGCCUCUCGCGGGGCGGCUGCCUCGCCCCGGGAGCCCAGAGCUGUCGCUGGGUUGGAUUUGCUCCUACACGGACAUGCUGACGGGAGCAAGAAGAGCCGAUUGCUGUGAGAUCCUGCAAAUGCAGGAACAGAUGGAAAGACAGCAAGGGGCCAGCCCUACACACCAGCCCCCCACCCCACUGAGCCCUGGACUAGCCCCCAGCCCCACUGAGCCACAGGGCAGCCCCUAGUCCCGCUGAACCAUGGGCCAGUCCCCCAGCCCCACUGUGUCAUGGACCAGCCCCCCAAACCCCCUGAACCCAAGACCAGCCCCACAGCCCAGCCUCCAGCCCUGCUGUGCCAUGGACCAGCCCCACUGUGCCACAGAACAGCCCCCCCCGCCCCAGCAAAUCCCAGACCAACCUCCAGCCCCACUGAGCCAUCGCCUAGCCCCACUGAGCCCCGGGCCAAUCCCCAGUCCUGCCAUGCCACAGACCAGAGCCCCUCCUUUUGCUGUCAGUGAACCCCUGGUCAGACUCUCAUCUUGCCCUGGGGACGAGCUGGGGGGACUCCAGGUUCUCCGUGGGGGUCACCACGUUCCCGGUCUGGCCCCAAGGGGUGUGGGUGUCAUCAGCACCGGGUGCCACAGGCUCACAGAGCCCCUCUGAGUUGGGGUAUUUAUUGCCCUGCCCAAGGACAUGGACUCAGCCCCACAGUCCCUGUCCCAGUCGAGAACGGGUGGGGGAGGGGGAGCAGUUGGGAAAUUGAGGGGGGCCAAGGAGGAGCCAAGCAGGUCGGCCUACAGAGUGAAGUCUCCUGUUCGGGGUCCCAGACCCUUAGCACCCUCAGUGAAGCCCCCUCCCGCAACGCCACAGGGACUCAGAGACCCCCCAGCCACAGCCAGCCCUAUGGACCCAGGGACCGGCCAAGGGAUGUCACUGCCCCCCAGGAGCCCCAGUUCGGGGCAGGGCACCGGGCCGGGCAGCAGCAAACCCGCGGGCCCUGUCUCACUGACGUGUCCCCCUCCUCCAGCGGCUCUCGGGAGCGAGCUCCGUCCCGCAGGCACCGCCACGUCGGGAGACAACGAGUCUCUGGCUGAGCUCCAGAACCAGACGGCGACCGAGCCUGAGCAGCCAUACAAGAGCCUGCUCCUCAGCAUGACUGCGGCGGCUCUCGGGAGCGAGCUCCGUCCCGCAGGCACCGCCACGUCGGGAGACAACGAGUCUCUGGCUGAGCUCCAGAACCAGACGGCGACCGAGCCUGAGCAGCCAUACAAGAGCCUGCUCCUCAGCAUGACUGCGGAUGAAAAGUACAAUCUGAUAGCCUACAUGUGCUGGGAAAAUUUCAGUCACUGGAUGAUGAACAUAACCAGGGCGCAGCUGUGCGAAUGGAGAGUCAUCAGCAGGCCAUACAGCGACCUCCGCCACUGCCUGGAGACCUUCGCAGAAAAACAGAAUUACGGCUACCCCAACAGCAUCGCCGAGGAAUGCAUCGUCCAGAGCCACCGCACCUACUUCCUGAACUGCACCCAGGAGCACCCCGUGUUCCUCGACCCCCCGGAGAAUGUGCUGCUGGCCCUCAUCCUCGCCCCCAUUUGCCUCAUCCCUUUCCUGGUCACGCUGGUGGUGUGGAGGAGCAAGGACGGCAAGAUGCAGUCCUGAGCGCCACAGGGCUCGGAGGGUGCCGGAGGCAUCCCCAGUGUGUUAGAGAACCAGACCGGGCUCGAACUUCUGACCCAACCUGACCUUGUCCCCCGGGAGCCAGCGCCAGGCCUUUGCCUGCUGGCUGAGCUCCAGCGCCGGAGAGUCGGGAGACCCGAGUGCUCCACUCCUACCCCUGCAGCACUCGCUUCCGGCUGGCACUGGAACCACUGCCCUGCUCCCGCCGCUUCCAACCUGGCCACAAGCAGGAGCUGGCAGAGGCCCCGUCUUACAGGCCCGACUGCCAGGCCAGGCCCAACAGUUCGGAGACAUUCGGAGAACCAGCCCAGAGUGGCCCCCUCCGAGCGGCUGGAGCAUCCUCUAUCUCUGGCUGAACACCCAGGGUUUGUACCACACUGGGCCUGCUCAAAUGCGGUUACAGCUCUGGGCUUCCAAUCCCAGGCCUGCUAGACCUCGCCGAUGCCGGCGGGGCAGGAGGGGAGAGCCCCGUGGGCGACUCUGCUCUGGAUCUCACGCCUGUGUAGCCCCCUGCUGGGGUCCCACUCGCAGCUCCCCACAGCUUAACAAGUGCAAACCCCUUCCAGGACAAGGGCUCUGCUGAGUCCCAGCUGCCCCAGUGCCCUGGGGAGGACGCCCUCCUGUCGGUCCCUGAUCUGCACUGAGCAGCUGGCGAGGGAAGCCCCGGGUGGACUGAUUUACAGAGUGGCUGCAGUUCCAUGCGAAGAGGGGUCAGAUGUACCUGGACGCGCCACAUCCUCUGGAGAAACCCCCCCUCCUCACAUGGCCGCUUUGCUUUCUAGGCCCCGCCAGCAAGAAGAGGUUGCUGUGCUCGGGCUGGAGUCAUGGGUGCAUGAAAGGGGCCCCUCGCCUUGCAUUGCUGAGAAAGCCUUGUGUUUCGGGACAGGAUGUCGUGCCAGAGCAGCGGGUUUCCCCACCCUGUUUAUGGGGCUCUGAUGCCUGGGGCAGGCUCCCUCGCCAUGUGACACCGGAGGCUGCGUGCCUCUUUUACUGGCUUUUUCUGAUCCCCUUUGCAAACAGGCUCCCUGGUUAACCAGCUGGAGAUUAAAGAUCUUCCCUUCCUGA
This is a messenger RNA of Chelonia mydas (Green sea turtle), 3621 nucleotides long. It is a transcript of the gene RAMP2, whose product is annotated as receptor activity modifying protein 2. The transcript is spliced from 5 exons. Gene Ontology annotation, molecular function: coreceptor activity. Bases 1576 to 2538 code for a protein of 320 amino acids. The record is from RefSeq and is a predicted model, not a curated record. Gene Ontology annotation, cellular component: cell surface; membrane; signaling receptor complex. Gene Ontology annotation, biological process: receptor internalization; cellular response to hormone stimulus; calcium ion transport. NCBI's taxonomy places the organism in Eukaryota, Metazoa, Chordata, Testudines, Cheloniidae.